GCAGUUUACAACAAUGGUGCUUAUUUGAAACCAGAUCUUCUGUUGUGACUCCUUCAACUAUCCUGCAAUAGCAAAGAACAUAAACUUGUGUCUUUACUUACAGAAUGGAAACAGUUUUGUUUGUUUGUUUUUUCCCUCUAGAGAUGGCAAAUCCUGAGGUCGUUACAAAUAGCUGUAGCUCUCAGCAGGAGGAAAAUGGCUGCACGUUUAACCAGAAUACAUCUCCCUCCGAGGAGCUUCUAUUAGAAGACCAGAUGAGGCGAAAACUCAAAUUUUUUUUCAUGAAUCCUUGUGAGAAAUUCUGGGCUCGAGGCAGAAAACCAUGGAAACUUGUCAUACAAAUUAUAAAACUUGCAAUGGUGACCAUCCAGCUGGUCUUUUUUGGGCUAAGUAACCAGAUGGUGGUAGCUUUCAAGGAAGAUAACACUAUAGCAUUCAAACACCUCUUCCUAAAAGGAUAUGUGGACCAAGCGGAUGACACCUAUGCAGUUUACACACAGAGUGAUGUAUACAGUCAGAUCAUCUUCGCAGUGAACCAGUACUUGCAGCUACGCAACAUCUCAGUCGGGAACCACGCUUAUGAGGAUCAGGGCGCGGAGCAGUCCGGUAUGGCGGUCUGCCAGUACUUCUACAAGCAAGGAAACAUCUGUCCUGGAAACGAUACCUUUGACAUUGAUCCCCAAAUUGAAACUGAAUGUUUCUCCGUGGAGCCAGAUGAAUCUUUUUACAUUGGAACACCAGAAGAAAAUAAACUCAACCUAACACUGGACUUUCACAGACUCCUAACAGUGGAGCUGAUGUUUAAACUGAAAGCCAUUAAUCUGCAGACUAUUCGUCAUCACGAGCUCCCUGACUGUUACGACUUCACUCUGACUAUCACAUUUGACAAUAAAGCCCACAGUGGAAGAAUUAAGAUAAGUUUAGAUAAUGACAUUUCCAUCAGAGAAUGUAAAGACUGGCAUGUUUCUGGAUCAGUUCAGAGAAACACUCAUUACAUGAUGAUCUUUGAUGGCUUUGUUAUCCUGAUGUGCUUGACUUCGUUAAUCCUGUGCUUUCGAUCUGUGAUUAAAGGAAUUCAGCUGCAACAGGAAUUUGUCAAUUUUUUCCUCCUCCAUUAUAAGAAGGAGGUUUCCGUUUCUGAUCGAAUGGAAUUUGUCAAUGGAUGGUACAUUAUGAUUAUUAUUAGUGACUUAUUGACAAUCAUUGGAUCAAUUCUGAAAAUGGAAAUCCAAGCCAAGAGUCUAACAAGUUAUGACGUCUGCAGCAUACUUCUCGGGACCUCCACCUUGCUGGUGUGGCUGGGCGUCAUCCGAUACCUCAGUUUCUUCCACAAGUACAAUCUCCUUAUCCUGACCCUUCAGGCAGCGCUGCCCAGUGUCAUGAGGUUCUGCUGCUGUGCGGCUGUGAUCUAUUUUGGCUAUUGCUUCUGUGGAUGGAUUGUGCUGGGACCUUACCAUGAAAAGUUCCGUUCUCUGAACUUGGUCUCCGAGUGCCUUUUUUCUCUGAUAAAUGGAGAUGACAUGUUUGCGACGUUUGCAGGAAUGCACCAAAAAAGUUACUUGGUCUGGCUAUUUAGCAGACUUUACCUCUACACGUUCAUCAGCCUCUUUGUAUAUAUGAUUUUAAGUCUUUUCAUUGCACUGAUCACUGAUACAUAUGAAACAAUCAAGGAACAACACAGAAGAGAUCUGGAAGUGAAUAAGAAAGUUGAAAAAAGAAAAAGGAUGUGGAAGUUUAAAGUCAAAGCAUUACCAGCAGCAUGGCUUCCCAGAGACCAGACUUCGGACAUUUAUAGCAGAGUGCAAAGAUCUACCCAACUCUGGAAAGUACAGAUUAGACGACGAACCUCCAGGAUCUGUAUUCUGCUGUUGUACAAAGUAGCUCUCAGGCUUAUCUGUGCUCUAGAGGAAAAUAUGAUGUGUAGCUGAGUUGGGAAACUUAUGGAUAUUUUAAGAUCUGGUGGAGUAUGUUUGAAGACUAUCAUUUUGAGCAAAUUGAUAGCUAUAAUUCAUUAAGAACGCAUUAGGUUUAUAAUUUAAAAGCAAUAAUUAUUGUCUUUUUAGCUUUAUGUUGAGUUUAUUUAAAACAAAACAAAACACUACCUUUGAUUAGUGAAGCUAUUGGCUUCUUAUUCGUUCUUUAUUUUGCCAUAGCUUUAGAAGGUGUUUUCUAUGCCACUCUUUGUUGUUGUUGCUGUUGUUAAUCCUCAUCCGAAGGUAUUUUUUCCAUUGAUUUUUAGACAGAGUGGAAGGGAAGGGGAGAGACAGACAGAAAUAUCCAUCUCCCUGACAGGGACUGGGGAUUGAGCCUGCAACCGAGGUAGUACGUGCCCUUGACCAGAAUUGAACCUGGGACCUUUCAGUCCACUGGUUGAUUGAUGCUCUAUCUACUGAGCCAAACUGGCCAGGGCUCCAUACCACUCUUUAGCUCUUAACCUCUUGCUUACAGUGAUUCGGACUGUGCUGAUUGCAUCAUCAGUGGAAAACAUUGCCUGGACUGGGCCCACUUGUGAGAGAGAGAGGAUGUUGCUGUAUAUCCAGUAAUCAUUGCUUUGUAAGACCAGGCCAGAAUAGGAAACAACCAACACUGACUAACACUCCAGUAUUUGUGAAUCUGUUAUAUGCUUCUUAUAGUUCUGGAGAGGAUCUGGUGUUUUAGUAUUCAUGUAUAAGUUUUCUCCUUCAGUGUUAAAGUAAAAAGUUGAAAGAAUAUCUUAUACAUUUAUGAAAAUUUAAAGCACCUUCAAAGGCAUGUCCUAUCCCACACGGAUUAUUUUAUCAGUACCUGCAUGGCCCUGUGGACACUGACGUACUGUGUGCCCUUCACAGGCACAUUCAGCCUCAGAAAGGAGCAGCAUUUUAGGGUUGGGAACUGUUGUUUUGUGGGGAGAGGUUCCAUAACUCACAUUUAAAACAUUUUAUAAAACAGCUUUCCUCAAAAUUUUAAAAUAAGUGGGAAAUGUAUGCCUUUAAAAGACACAGAACCAAAGUCUCUAUCCUUGCAAAAUGCUGAUUCGAAGUUUCAGGGAUUUUCCUAACAUGAAUCUUUGUUUUGUGUACUGUUUGUUCAAGUAGAAAUGAACUCAAUGAUGUGCAAUAAAGGUUUUCUCAAAGCAAACUCUUUUUUUUUGGAAGGAAACUAAUUUGUCAAUUUCUUAUUUUGGUUUAAGGGCUAAAUGAAGAUAGCCCUGAGACACUAAAAUCUUUAUUUAAUCAUGACCAUAACAAUGUUGAAAUGUGAGAUAUUAUAACAACCAUAAGCUAUGUUUGUAGUGCCUUUGGUUUUUUAGAAAUAAAAAAACCUAAACCUC
This is a messenger RNA of Myotis lucifugus (little brown bat), 3310 nucleotides long. It is a transcript of the gene MCOLN3, whose product is annotated as mucolipin 3. The coding region runs from base 105 to 1928 and encodes 607 amino acids. The transcript has 13 exons. Gene Ontology annotation, cellular component: lysosomal membrane; plasma membrane. Gene Ontology annotation, molecular function: NAADP-sensitive calcium-release channel activity. The record is from RefSeq and is a predicted model, not a curated record. NCBI's taxonomy places the organism in Eukaryota, Metazoa, Chordata, Mammalia, Chiroptera, Vespertilionidae.